Messenger RNA from Oryzias latipes (Japanese medaka), 3228 nucleotides. Its product is annotated as cadherin-related family member 5. NCBI's taxonomy places the organism in Eukaryota, Metazoa, Chordata, Actinopteri, Beloniformes, Adrianichthyidae. Gene Ontology annotation, cellular component: membrane; catenin complex. The record is from RefSeq and is a predicted model, not a curated record. Gene Ontology annotation, biological process: multicellular organism development; homophilic cell-cell adhesion; cell migration. Gene Ontology annotation, molecular function: cadherin binding; beta-catenin binding; calcium ion binding.
UUCAAGGGAGACAAUUUAAGCUGCUGUCUGUUGUUUAAUGUCUGUGGGAGGGGGCAGGGCCAGAGUGUCUGUGGUGUCUUCCACUGCUGUCACCUAGAUCAUCACUAAAACAGUCUGUCUGUUUUUUUAUGUUGUUCGGUGUCUUCUCAGCCUUUUGAGAGUCAAAGAUGCAUCCAUCACAAGUCAGGAUUAUAUGGAGACUGACAGAAAAGCUGCAGAGGUUUUGACAACAACAGGGUAAAAGCAGUACUUGUGCCCUGAGUAACCCCGGAAUGGCCCUUCUUGUGCCAAGUCUCUUCUCUUCACUGCUACUCCUUUUAUCUCUGCACACAGCUGCAGGCAUGUCAGGCUGGGCUGGAUGUUUAGAUGGUGAGGAUGUAUUUGCUGCAAUCAAAGAAAACAGCCUCUCCGGGGACAUUGUCUCCGAACUUGCGGUCGACACCACAACAGAGGGAGUUCAGUGGAGUUUGGUUGGAAAGGACGCUGACUGGUUCUUCCUGGAUGGGAAAAACAUCCGUCUGAAUGCAUCAGCUGACAAAAUCUUGGACCGAGAGUCCCUUGGUCCAAUUCUAACAGCAGAGUUAUUAUGUAAUGAGGAGAACGUCCUCCAGAGUAUCAACAGGAUCAUUGUAAAGAUUCUUAAUGAAAAUGAUAAUUCACCUGUAUUUGAAAACAAAGAGCAAACUCUUUUUAUCAGUGAGCUAACAAAGGUGAACACCGUGGUUUUUACCGUCCGAGCUACAGAUGCAGAUAAUGACAAGAUCAUUUAUGCGAUAGACCAGACAUCUCCUAAUGCAGAGUACUUUAAGAUUGACCUUCCCAACAGUGGAAGGGUGAUCCUGUCCAAACCUUUGGAUUUUGAAACCAAACCUCUCCUCACCGUCACCGUUUUUGCUUCGGAAAUGAACACAGCAGAGCGCUACAAUACCAGCAUCAGCAUUACCAUCCACGUCCUUGAUGGAGAUGAUCAGUACCCGCAGUUUGAGCCCUGCAUGUUGCUUUUCCAGGAUGAGAAAAGUCAAAUCUGCACCAGCCCUGUGUACACCACCAAUGUAACAGAAGGGCAAGAGGACAUUGUGUUGGAUUUUUUCCCCGCUCCCAUUCAUGCAGUGGAUGGAGACAGAGGGCUCAGCUCUCCAAUCAGUUACGCCAUUCUUCCAGGAGAUGACGAAGCUCAUUUUAAGAUGGAUCGAAAGACAGGUGUGAUAAGAUUGACUCAGGGGGUGAGGGACAGGCUUAUGACUCCUGUGCUGCGACUCCAGGUCAUGGCAUUCCAGGACGACGACCCUAUGAAGUAUUCUGUUGCAACAGUGUUGGUCCGAAUCAUAGCAGAGAAUCAGUUCUAUCCGGAGUUUGACAUGCCUGAAUAUAGAGGUUUUGUAAUCGCAGGAAAGAGCCCUGUUUCUCUGGUCAACACCUACGGCAGCAAAGCUCUGAUUUUGCAUGUGCGAGACCAAGACUUCAGACAGGGGUUUAAUCCAAUGAUUGACUUCUCCUUUAGUCCUACAUCUAAUUACACAGAUAUCUAUCAAGUGACACACGGGGGGCUCUUAAUUGCAAAGGCUUGCCAUAUUAAACCGAAGCAAAAACAUGUUUUAGAGAUAAUGGCUGUAGAUCAGGAGUCGGGUGAUGCCACUUUUGCGACAGUCGUAGUGGAGGUGUUAUCUGAAGGACAAUCAAUCCCUCAUCAUCCACUUGGAGAUGACCGCCUGACAGGCUGCACAGUAGGCAAAGCCUUGUUUCUGAGCAUGAUGUUCCUGGCCGUGCUUGGAUGUGUCCUCUUGAUGCUCAUGUGGCUGAAGAAAAAGCAUAGGGGGAUGAAGGGCCCACUGGAGAGAGGUUGCGUGGCUCAGUGCAAACACCCCAAUGUGAGCUUACGGUGGUUCCAAUUGGUGAGUCAUGGCAGUGCCAUGCCACACAUGGAGGAUGUCCACCACAACAACGCGGAAGGCGGCACCUGCAAUCCCUCCUUCAGCUUCCUGGACAAACCCAACACUGAUCGAGACACCUCCCCCAGUCGGGAGCCGGUUUCAGCUAAAACAACGGUUUCAUUUGACAUCACUGUCAUCCCCAUUGAGACUGUGUCUGUGAAUCUCAACAAUAACGCAGGUUCACCAAAUAAAAUGAGUUCACCCACCUUUCACAUAGAGAAGGAGGAGUUGAGCACCACACGUGAGGGUCAAGAAGCUCCGCCCAAAGACGAAAGUCCCGGCUCGCCAUCCGGAGGGACAACAGAGGCGACUGAAACAGAAUUCAACAGGAGCCUAAAGCCUGUAAACCAGGAUGGUACAGAAACUUUACCUGAUUCACAAGCGGGUGCUGACCUUGAUGAUUUGGUCACCAGCCCCCCAUCUCCAUUCAGCAACCCAUGCAGCCAUGCUCAAAGUUCUUUAGAAGAAUCUGACGACCUCGUCCAAAAAUCAUGCUUGGCAAUAGAUGACCAGACUUCUCCCUUCUCUGAAGUGACAGACUCAAGUCCGCCCACACCAGAACACGGACCUUUGAAAGCUGUGUUGGUGCAUAUAGACACAACUCCAACUGACACACCUCCAGAAACACCAGAGGCAACAGCAAAAGCUAUGCAUCCAGGGGAUGACCAGCCGUGCACGUCACUGGACCAAGGAGAGCCAUCAGAUUGCGUGGAAGAGAGCGCAGACACAGAGAGUCCAUGUCAGGACAAAAUUACAUCAGAAAACAUCCAAGAUGUCUGCACAGAGAAGGAUGAGCAAGAUGGUUGCCUUGGACAUGGGGAUGCAGACCAAAACAGGGAGAGUGAGGGUGAGUUAGAGUCAGACGAAGAAGAGCUCCUGAGAGUGAUGAUGCGUUGUAAUCCUAUUUUCAUUACAUUUAGUAAGUGAUGCUACUAUGAUAUCACAGGCACCAAGACUGUUCCGGCAGACGGCAGAAGAUGGAGCAGGUGAGGGGGAGACGGAGCAGCGCAUGUGAGGAAAGACCAUCAAGCUGUUAGACAAACCCCACAGUCUGGAGGUGCUGAAAAGUGAAAGGAGACAGGGCGCAUGAUCAUUUAACAGACAGAUAUGGACUGUAUAUAAGAAUGUAAACGUAGAAGAAAAAAACUUCACUAAUAUCAUGUAUUUUCAAUUAUACAUUUUGACUACAUAAAAAUUAGAAACUAUAUAGCUAAAGCACUGUAGGUUCUAAAAUGUUGUGACUGAAAAUGGACUGUACUUUACUUGAAAUGAUUAAAAUUAUUAUAAAUUAUUGUUA